UGCGCCGACUGGUUGUUCUCGCGCCUCUGAACAAAUCGGUUGCGGACUGUAAUCGGUAAUCGAAUUUCGAAAGCGCGUCGGUUUCUAUUUAACGCGCAAGAACAACAACAACAGCAUAGCUGUCGCGGGUCGGGAUUGCGAGUUUGAUUUAAGCCUGCCUGGGGUUUCGGUUUGCCAGAAUAGAGCCCAAACGGGCUACAGACCCCGGCAGCUGCUUAUUGAGCUAUCAAACGACGGCCGGAGCAGCCGAAUGUGAGGGGAGCUGAGAAAACGGCCAAAAACUAAAGGUGGAUCGGGAACUGCUUGACCAUAAACAACACAACGCAGCGCUGAGGACGAAACCGCAUCCGCCUCUCUAAUGUCUUAUCAGUGGCACGCAUCGUCGACUGCCGUAGGAAGAACCCAACAAAGGCCGACCUCUACCACUCAAUUUGGAUCUGGUGUGCCAUUCUCGCGCUGUCUCGUAAAUUAAUGUCAUAAAUUUUCUUUAAACUCUGUCCGCUAACCGCCCGUUGUCACCGUCCCCAGAUCGGCUCUCCGUCUGUGCGGUCGGGACCCAGAGACGGUUCCUAAUCGAUCUAAUCAUCCUACCUGGCCCGGAGUCAAGUGUUUCAGUGAAUGCUUCGUGCAUGCCCGUGUGUGACCCCAAGUUCCUUAAAAUACCUUGAUGCUGAAUCGAAAGUUAAAUAAAUAAGCGCCAGUAUAAUAGUAUUUAUGUAUGAAUUAAGUAUAGGCAUGCCAAUCGUGCCCAUCUGUAAGACAACGCCGAAGUGAUGCAUCCAUCCCCACACGGUCGUGGAUCAAGCUUCUUACACACAUAUCCUCAGCACGCCAAGUCGGCUCCACAGACCAACCAAUCGCGAUCAGUGUCUAGUGUCCUUUAACACGGCAAGCCGAGGACCACAGGAUUACCUAGGACCAACAUAGCACCACAGCCUUUCAAGGAGGCGCAAGAUUCGCAGAACAAAGCACACAGCCAAAACAACGACAAACAUACCACGCCCGACGGAUAUCAUCCUUGGAAAUAGACCUCGUGUCAUUCCAAAAGGCGCACAUGGGCGUCUGCACCGAGGAGCGCCCUGUGAUGCAUUGGCAGCAGAGCGCAAGAUUUCUUGGGCCCGGCGCAAGGGAGAAAAGUUCAACACCACCUGUAGCACAUCAAGGAAGCAAUCAAUGUGGCAGUGCUACAGGUGCAAAUAACAAUCACUCAUUGUUUCGCGCAUGCUCCUCAUCCUCGUGUCAAGAUAUUUGUGAUCACAGUACAAAGCCAUUUGGCAAUGCAUACGGCACCGAGGCAUUUAGAAGUUAUGAAACAGCCGAUCGCGCCACCUUUGAGGACUCCACGGCCAAGUUUUCGAUCAGCCGCAGCCGCACAGAUUGCACGGAGGUCAGCGACGAGACAACGUCGGGUAUAUCAUUCAAAACUGAACCUUACGGACCGCCCAGCAGUCCUGAGUCUACCAACGAUAGCAAAAUAACGCGCAACCUCGACGACUGCUCCGGCUGUGGGCGGCAAAUACAGGAUCGUUUCUACCUCUCCGCUGUGGAAAAACGCUGGCACGCCAGCUGCUUGCAGUGCUACGCUUGUCGGCAGCCGCUAGAACGGGAAUCCUCAUGCUACUCACGUGACGGCAACAUUUAUUGCAAAAACGAUUAUUAUAGUUUUUUUGGUACUCGCCGCUGCUCCCGCUGCCUGGCUUCUAUCAGCUCCAACGAACUGGUGAUGCGCGCCCGGAACCUGGUUUUUCACGUCAACUGCUUUUGCUGCACCGUCUGCCACUCCCCAUUGACAAAGGGCGACCAGUAUGGCAUAAUCGACGCGCUCAUAUACUGCAGGACCCACUACAGUAUAGCGAGGGAGGGCGACGCCGCCUCGUCCAGCAUGAGCGCCAGCUACCCGUACAGCGCCCAGUUCGGCUCGCCGCACAACGAAUCCUCGAGCCCGCACUCGGACCCUAGUCGGAGCAUUGUUCCUACGGGCAUCUUCGUGCCCGCGUCCCAUGUCAUCACCGGACUCCCACAGCCGGCUCGCCAAAAGGGCAGGCCUCGCAAGCGCAAGCCCAAGGAUAUCGAGGCGUUCACCGCAAACAUAGAUCUCAACACUGAGUACGUGGACUUCGGCCGGGGCUCGCACUUGAGCUCCUCGUCGCGCACCAAGCGAAUGCGCACAUCGUUCAAGCAUCACCAGCUGCGAACCAUGAAGUCCUACUUUGCCAUUAAUCACAACCCUGACGCCAAGGAUCUGAAGCAGUUGUCACAGAAAACAGGUUUACCAAAGAGAGUCCUACAGGUCUGGUUUCAAAAUGCAAGGGCCAAGUGGCGGCGAAUGAUGAUGAAGCAAGAUGGCAGCGGUAUGCUGGAGAAGGGCGACGGCGCCCUGGACCUGGAUAGCAUCUCGGUGCACAGUCCUACGUCGUUUAUGUUGGGCGGCCCGAACAGUACACCGCCCCUCAAUCUGGACUAACGGCUGCUCAGGGAAAGCGGAAACGGGAUGGUAGUGGGAAACGAACAUGGCCCAGCAUUCAACUUCCACGUUAUACGUCCCUUCCGGGUCAAGAUCCGGAACGGAGAACUCUUGAAUAGUCGCAUUGGAUAGGAAUAAAAUCGGGAAACCGCACUCCACUCAAAAAUAAAAUGAUUUGAUGAAUGCAUACGUAUUAUGCCUAGAGAAUGUUGUUUGACAAGCUGCCUGGCUGUUGGAAUUCGCAUAAAUGAUGUAUUUUUGUAGUUGCUUCUUGGCCAUUGCCAGUACCUCACCGUUGGUUCUUGCCUCCCAUGUUGUUUCUAUAGAUCUAUCGUUCACUUGUAAAUAUGUACUAGAUCUUAUGCUUAUAUACUUACGUAGACACACGAUUAUUGUUAAUAUAUUAUUAUUAUUUUAAGCGAUUCAUCAUUAUAUAUGUACAUAAAGUGCGUAUAUCUACUUAUAACGAUAUGCAUAUACGUAUUUAUAUGUAUCUAAUAUUUAUUGCCCAAAAUUAAUAGUUAGAGAUGAAUUUAGUUUAGCGUGAGCAGUCGUAACAAAAUAGCGCAUAUGUACAUGUAUAAUUACGGAAUAAUAAUAGCUUCGCCUACGCCAACAGACAGAGAUUAAAGAGCUAUAAAAACAAAACUGUCAUUAAGUUAUGAAAACGAAUAACCGAAGCACUGAACACAGAGAGAUUUGUACUUACAAAUAGUUUAACCAUAAGUCUUACCAUAGAAGCCAAAUAAAAAUUAUUAAAACAAUAAAACAAUAUUUUUCAGCUUUAAGCUUAA
Molecule: messenger RNA, 3258 nt
Organism: Drosophila rhopaloa
Lineage: Eukaryota; Metazoa; Arthropoda; Insecta; Diptera; Drosophilidae
Product: protein apterous
Exons: 8
Coding region: 1055-2464 (469 amino acids)
Biological process (GO): neuron differentiation; regulation of transcription by RNA polymerase II
Cellular component (GO): nucleus
Molecular function (GO): DNA-binding transcription factor activity, RNA polymerase II-specific; RNA polymerase II transcription regulatory region sequence-specific DNA binding
Source: RefSeq, a predicted model, not a curated record